AUGACGAACACCGCAGUUGCUUAUAUCAUUACCGUGGUAGUGCUGUUUGUCUUCAUCAGUAGUCUGGCGUCUGCACUGCUCCUUUUGAAAAAAAUAAGAUGGAGAUUUUGGAAGCGGAAGAAGGGACCCUCUUCAGCCGAACUGAGGCAAAGGAGAAUUCCUGUCAUUGAAAGCACACCUUUUUGGGUCCCAGGCAUUCCGAGUAGCCUCGUGGGGAUAGAGAUCCAACCGUCAGCUCAACUGUUGCCUGUAACUUAUUCAACUCCAAAACCACGCCGACACAAACUAGUACGUAACUCAUGUGAAAAGAGCCGGCUUUUUUUUUAGAAAGGAGGGUACAGUGUUCUACAACACCUGCCAAAAAUUCGCUUUUACGUUUUCCUUCGCACCCGUGGGGGGGACACUCAACAAACAACUAGUGAAAUCCCUACCCUUUUAUUUUCCUGAAGCCUGGAAAAGAUACCGUAAAAUUCCGAAAAUAAGCCCGGGGGCUUAGAUUUUUCAAAGGCCCUUUUGAGGGGCUUAGUUUUAGAGGGGCUUAUAUUCGGAGGGGCUUAUCUAAGGAGGGAAAUUUGCGUUUCAAAAUCGAUUGAGCUAGCCUUGUAGUUGGAAGGAAAUUUACCGUUUUUGCUUUGUUUUACUUUGUAUUUGAUGGCAAUUUCCAAGUACAACCCCCCGGGGGGGCUUAUAUUUGUAGGGGCUUAUACAUGUAGGGGCUUAUUUACGGAAUUUUACGGUACCCCUUUCGGGAGGUGCCUCCCCGAAAAGGCCAUCACAAGGCUGGAAGUGUGUUAAAGCUCAUUAGAUUAACAAAAAUAUUUACUUUUGCCGUAGCGCUUUUCAGUUCGUCACGAUAGACCAGUAAAGACGAGAACAUUAUUCACGAUGUUCUCUAAAUCGUGAUAUCUGAGGCCGCUAUCAUAGGAUCAGCCGGCCUUGGUGAUCAGGCCUAAUAGGGGAUCGCAAAUGAACUGAUAAACAGCCAAAUGGCAAAGCCAAACAAUGUUCGACAAAAGAAUUCUCUCUUUUUGACAAGUAAGGCUAGGUUGUUAAGGCUCUUAGCAGGAAUUAUUGUCCCUUCCGUUAAAUAUUUUUGUUUUCAACAGUUCAUAAAGCUGACUAAGAAAGUUAUUUCUAGAGUCUAACGCGCUCCAAACAUCCUUAACAUCUCACUGAACAUCUGUUUUCAACCAGAAAGAAGUCACUCUUGAAGCUCACCUCUAAGAUCCUAAAUUUUUCUUUUGCAGAAUCAGGACGAAUUACCGAAACUUAAGUUUUCUCUUCAGUAUCACAAAGCAAGGUGAGUUCUUCUUACAGCACAUGAGUCAAUUACCGCCCCUCGUCGCUGUUAUCAUGUUUACCUUUUGUUAAUAUUUGUUUUUCUUAGUGGGGUACUGGAAGUACAGCUGCUAGACACGGCUAACCUUUCCCUGGAUAGCCCCGACCUGGACGAUGCCGCGCUAGAUGGUGGAGAUUCCUCUGUGUUUCUCUUUUCCAACGUUCAACUGACCCAGCAGGUGAGGCUUGAUUAGGGUCUCAACAAUCAAGACUUCAAGUGUCAAGAGUGACCAAAGUUAAUUUUCUCCUAACAAUAUCCUGAUACAUAAUCUAUAGAGAAAAUGUUUUGAGAAUUAAUGAAACUGUGAUAAUCUGAUGGGAAAAGCUUAGACUGUUCACAGUCCCCUAUUUUUUCGUGAGAUCGUUGAGAUAUAGCACGUCUUACCGUUAAUGACGGCCAUCUUGAUUUUCAAAUGUACCGAGGGGGCGGGCGUGGGGGAUUAUAACUCUAGGGGGAGGUGGGCGAGAAAAAUAUUUUUCUCGCUUCCUCCCAAACCGCCCCCUACCCCCUAAGUAGUUUUGACACCCACGCAAGAUGCAGCCCGAAACGCAAAGUGCUCGAUCUCGACGAUCUUACGGAAAAAUAGAGGACUGUGAACAGUCUAGGAAAAGCUUUGAUCAGCAAACAAAUGCUCUCAACAGGGACUAAUUCUUUAAAGAAAUGUAUGAAGAUCAGUCUGGAGAAUUUGUAUUUGGAUAUUGCGGCUUAAAGGGUUAAAGUGAUGCACAAGCAUCCCAUAUAGGAGAGGUGAGGUUGUAGCCGGCUUCAAACAAUAAUCACUAAAGAGAAAAUCGCUAGCCUGUGUACAGCCGCCCCUUCAAAAUCGCUUGAUCGUAUAAAAUUCUCCCAACUAGGUCUUGGAGGAAAAGCAUGGGGAUCAGUUUGGAGAAUUUGUUUGAGGAUAUUGGGGCUUUAGGUAAAAAUGUUAUACGAGACGAUUCGCAACAACGAUUUUUAGCGCAACAUAGCGUUCCAACAUUGUUGCGAUAUUGUAAUGAAUAGUUACAACAUUGUUCCAACAUUGCAACCCUGUGUUGCUCUAACAAUCGUCGUUGCGAAUCGUCCCGUGUAACACCACCUUUAAAGGAUUAGGCAGUGCAGCAAUUCUUCAACCUCACACGUAUCUCUGGCUUAUAAUAACGAACGUGGAUUUUAUCUGCAAGGGUUUGCUUUCAUUUUUUUUCAUCCCAAUCUUAUUCAGGAGGAGACAAAAAAACGGCUUCGUUUAAUGUCUCGCCGCCGUCGCCGAAGGCAUAAGUCGUUCGAGAUCGAGAUGAGCUAUGAAGCACUACAGCUGCAGACAUUGCAGUUCUGUGUUAUGGGGUAUGAUGAGUACUCAAGAAACAAGGUUAUAGGAGAUGUGCUCCUGCCUCUAGCUGAAUUGGCACGACAGGGCUUGGACAUCACCCGAGAGCUCGUGAUGUGGAGAGAUAUACAGACCUGUCAACCGGUGAAUAACCCCUUGUUUUUAUAUCGGAAAUGGUUUGUUUUUCUUUGCUGAAUUUUCUGGUAGGAAGUGGAGACUUGGUGUUUAUCUUUGUCAAAUUGCACUAUGACUCUUUUUUGGGCCACGAAUCGAAAGUUUGGCCAAGUUGGCCACGAAACCGGGUCACAAAUAGCCAAUAGCGGACUUUACAUUUGAGGACCAGAGCGAGUACGAGUACGAGAUUUAACUUAAAGUUUUUGUGUGUGUUCUGAUAAAAAGACACCCCGGAAAGCUUCAAUUUACCUUUUUUCACCAGAAAAGUUAGUACGGAUAUUUAUACUGAAGGAGGUUAAGCCUUAAAACUUCUUAGAUUUGAUAACUUGUUCCUGCCACUACGACAUUCUCGCUAAAACUCGUAGUAGAAUGACGACGGCUAUCACGUUUUCCCGCCAAAAUAACGCUGGGUCACACUUGAGCAAUACUCCGUAUUGGAAACUGAUCUCAUGGUCUUAGUCAUAGUCGUCUAAGAAUCUUAAGGCUCUCUAAUAAAAGAAUUGAAGCGAAAGCGUCCCAAAAAUAGUCCCAUAACGUAAUUCGACAAAACACGUUGCCAGUCGCUUAAUCUCGACGCCAUUUGUUAGCUUUAUUUCCUCGUCCAAAGUUUUAAGUGAAUCAGAUCAGAAAGACAAAGUUUUUUUGAAGAAGUUAAUUUCAAAAUUUUCCUAAGCACUCGCUUGGUUUUAGUCUCAUCUUGUAUCGUUUCUCGUUUAUCAACUCCUCUGUGUCUUAUCUCUUUUAGCGGUCACAUUUAUUACGUGAAAGAAUGGGACAAUUGUCGAGCAUAAAGUCAUCCCAGGAUGUCUUGGAGUCGGACGGCACAGAAAGACCAGCCGAACGCAAGUGUAGUACUUCAUAA
This is a messenger RNA of Porites lobata, 3681 nucleotides long. The record is from the annotation of a GenBank genome assembly. Lineage: Eukaryota; Metazoa; Cnidaria; Anthozoa; Scleractinia; Poritidae.